Molecule: messenger RNA, 2078 nt
Organism: Cricetulus griseus (Chinese hamster)
Lineage: Eukaryota; Metazoa; Chordata; Mammalia; Rodentia; Cricetidae
Source: RefSeq, a predicted model, not a curated record
AAUGGAGGCCAGUACUGAAUCUUGCUGUCCUGGACUGUGCUGAGGAAACCAAUACUGCUGUCUGCAGAGACUUCAACAUCAGUGGCUUCCCAACUGUGAGGUUUUUUAAGGCCUUCUCCAAGAAUGGUUCUGGAAUAACAUUGCCAGUGGCUGAUGCUAGCGUGGAGACACUACGUAGGAAGCUCAUUGAUGCUCUGGAGUCCCACAGUGACAUGUGGUCCUCAUCCAGGCCAAAGCUGAAGCCUGCCAAGCUGGUGGAGAUCAAUGAAUUCUUUGCAGAAACUAAUGAAGAUUACCUGGUCCUGAUCUUUGAAGACAAAGACUCCUAUGUGGGUAGAGAGGUAACUCUGGACCUGUUCCAGCACCAUAUACCAGUGCACAGGGUCUUGAAUACAGAGAGAAAUGCGGUGAGCAAGUUUGGAGUCGUUGAAUUUCCAUCGUGCUACCUGCUGUUUCGGAAUGGCUCUUUCUCCCGAGUGCCUGUGGUGAUGGAGUCCAGGCUUUUCUAUACAUCCUACCUGAAGGGAAUGUCUGGACCAAUCCUGGUGGAUCCCCCAACCACAACCAUAAGCACAGAUGCACCAGUCACUACUGAUGUAGUACCCACAGUGUGGAAGGUUGCAAACCACGCCAGGAUCUACAUGGCCGACCUGGAAUCCUCACUACAUUACAUCUUUCUCGUAGAAGUGGGAAAGUUCUCAGUUCUGGAAGGACAGCGCCUACUGGCCCUGAAAAAACUUGUGGCGGUAUUGGCCAAGUACUUCCCUGGUCGGCCUUUGGCCCAAAACUUCCUGCACUCCAUACAUGACUGGCUCCAGAGGCAGCAGAGAAAGAAGAUCCCCUACAAAUUCUUCAGAGCUGCUCUGGACAACAGGAAGGAGGGCAUUGUUCUUACUGAGAAGGUGAACUGGGUUGGCUGCCAGGGCAGUAAGCCACAUUUCCGGGGCUUUCCCUGCUCCCUGUGGAUCCUCUUCCACUUCCUGACUGUGCAGGCAAGUCGGUACAGUGAAAACCACCCACAAGAGCCAGCUGAUGGCCAGGAAGUCCUCCAAGCCAUGCGGAGCUAUGUUCAGUGGUUCUUUGGUUGUCGAGACUGUGCUGAACAUUUUGAGAAUAUGGCUGCUUCCACCAUGCACCGGGUGAGAAGUCCCACCAGUGCAGUUCUCUGGCUCUGGACUAGCCACAACAAGGUUAAUGCUCGCCUCUCAGGUGCUCCUAGUGAGGACCCCUACUUCCCCAAGGUGCAGUGGCCUCUCCGUGAACUGUGUUUCGAUUGCCAUAAUGAAAUCAAUGGACGUGAGCCUGUGUGGGACCUAGAAGCCACCUACAGGUUUCUCAAGGCUCACUUCUCCUCAGAAAACAUCAUCCUAGACACUCCUGUAGCUGGACUAGCAACCCAGAGGAAUCCCCAGAUUCUAGGAGCUACCCCAGAGCCGCAUAUGUGAAGUCCUGCCCCAUUUCCGCUGAAGUCUCAAUGUUUCCUGCUUGGCCUUGGCCUUAAAUUGAGGUAGACAAGUCCAGAGUUUCCAUCCAGAAGAGAGGAUCCUGGGCUGGGUGGGCUGGAGUGGACCUCCUCACUGCAUUCUGAGGCUUCCUCCUUCCCUCCCUCUCAACAUGAAGAAAAUGCAGCAUCACUUCCAGCCUGCCCAGCUCUAGCACCCCAGACCUGGGUGGGGUUUGGCUACAAGAAAAUGGUCUGGAAACUUCAGAAAGUGACUCUGGUCUCCCAGAUUAAAACUAGGGUUUCUGCUGCAAGGUUGUAGUUUGAGGUUGGUGGGGUGGCAGGGGGGGUGGAUGAAAGUGGCUGGGCUGUGGGGUGCCUUGCUUGGUGGUGGGGGCAACGGGGUGGGUGACGCUGGGGUCCAGAUAGUCCUGUGCUAACUGCAAGAAGGCAGACUUCUCUCUGGGCUGGGGCUCUUGUCUUUUAUUUUGUCCUCUAAAAUCAGUGCUAACUGUUGGCUUAAGAGCAGCGAGGGAAGGGCUCCACUGCAGGAAGGUAGAGGCAGGAAGAGACUGAUACACAUGCUUCAUCCCACUCUCGUCCCGUGUGGAAUAAAAUUAUUUUGUUAAGUCACGAA